AUGUUUUAUGCAUUUAUUCUUCCCCUGGUGGUAUAUGCAAUUAUCACUUGCAACGCUCAUUUGGAGACUGAUGUGACAGGACUCAGUAAGAGAGAUGUUGGAAGCAUGACGUUCCUGUCUCGGUGGAAAGCAGAUUUCCAAAUCGGGUCCGAGAAGGACGACAUCAGCUUUUACUUCGACUUCGAUGAUAGCUGGAACUAUCUACCUGUGAACUUUGUUGGGUGUAAUACCUCAGUGUCCGGGACCAACGAGUUUUCCAACUCUACCACCAACGCAACAAAAAACACUUGCGUGUUCUCCACUAAUUUUGGUGACCUGACAAAUUUGAAGUCCAGGUAUAACAGCACCCUUCAAACAACCAUAUUGACCGACAAAUUGAUCAUUGGCGAUUACCAGGUGGACGGAGUUGACUUUGUCCCUCUUGAGUACAACGAUACCAUUGGAUUUCUUGGACUUGGGCUGCCAUACCAAAGCAUCGAUGACUACUACAACAUCAGUGAUGGUUCCCACAAAAACUUUGUUCAACAGCUUCAUCAGACUGGAGUAAUUGACUCUAGUAUCCUCUCUCUCUGGCUCAACCCAGGAAACAAGUCGGAGGGUCAGUUUGCAUUUGGUGGAAUCGAUGAGGCAAAAUACAAUGGAAGUCUUUUCCGGUUCCCAAUGGUGAACUCUUUCGCCUAUUUGGAACAUUCAAAAUUUUUGGAAAUCAAGAUGGACUCAUUGCUGACUUCGACUAUGUCAUUUACUCAGCCAGUGGGUAUGUCAUUGAAUCCAAGCGCCUUAAGUACUUGGUUUCCUCAGAGCUAUUUCGAAGCUCUUGUAAAUGCUCUCGGUGGGAAGUACGACGAGAAGCAUGGUGGAACUUCCGUUCACAAAAAAUACUUGACUCUGAACGAAGUUGUCACCUUCAAGUUCGGCAACUUUAACCUUUCUGUUCCCAUCUCCUCCUUGGUGGAAGAGAGGCUGGGUAAGGUUUACACUACAUUUGUUGCUGGUAAUAUUGCCACUUUAGGACUCGACAUCCUUCAGCACGCCUACAUUGCAAUUGAUUAUGACAAUAACGAGGUUGCUUUAGGACAGAGCAAAGCCAAUGCCUUGGAUUCGGAGAAGUUCGUUAAUGCUACUUCGAACCUUAGCUCUAUUCUGUUGGCAUCUGGAGCUUCGGAGACUUCAUUGGCAAUUGAAAUGCAGCUUGCUCUGCAAUCUCCAGCUUUGAUAUUAUUUGCAUCCCAGAGGUCUUAUGGAUCACUUAGUGGCAAUGCUGCAUACACAGGGCCUUUGAUGGGCCUUUUUGGUUUAAUUGCUGGCGUCCUAAUGGCCGUUUAA
This is a messenger RNA of Sungouiella intermedia, 1326 nucleotides long. The record is from the annotation of a GenBank genome assembly. Lineage: Eukaryota; Fungi; Ascomycota; Pichiomycetes; Serinales; Metschnikowiaceae.